UGUGGGGUUUAGGCAUUGUUGGCAGAAUAUUAGCGAGUUUUGUUGCUUUUGUUUUUUUUUAAUUUUUGUUUUGUUUGUUGGUUUGUGGAAUGGAGCGUUGUAUUUUUUGUGGUCUAAAACGAAUUCAAUGGCUUUAUGUUCUUGGAGAUAGAGAUGUUGGCCCUAAAGAUCGAGUCUGUGCCGUUCAUUUUCGACAAGGAAAACCAUCUAAUGAUCCGUCACAUGAAGACUAUGUGCCCAACUUAUUAAUUAAUUCAAACAACGGUGAAAGUUCACUUGAAUUUCUUGAUUCGAUCGAAUCUGCAAAUUUGGGCCUGCAAUCAAAAAUAAAGUUGCCUUCAAUUUUACAAAAACGGAAACGAAAAGAGGAAGACAAGCUUCCAAAUUGUUUGAGUGCAUCCUCGACAUUAAUUCCACUCCCUGCUUGUUUAACUGAAGGCUUAAAUCUGGUUGCAGGUCAGAAAGUUGUUAUCAAAAGAAUUGUUUUGACAAAGGCUGAUUAA
Meloidogyne enterolobii is the source of this 503-nucleotide messenger RNA. The record is from the annotation of a GenBank genome assembly. NCBI's taxonomy places the organism in Eukaryota, Metazoa, Nematoda, Chromadorea, Rhabditida, Meloidogynidae.